Messenger RNA from Diorhabda carinulata, 4029 nucleotides. RefSeq lists its product as uncharacterized. NCBI's taxonomy places the organism in Eukaryota, Metazoa, Arthropoda, Insecta, Coleoptera, Chrysomelidae. The transcript is spliced from 10 exons. The record is from RefSeq and is a predicted model, not a curated record. Bases 128 to 2959 code for a protein of 943 amino acids. Gene Ontology annotation, biological process: taxis; sensory perception of mechanical stimulus; proprioception. Gene Ontology annotation, cellular component: sensory dendrite.
AUUUUGAGUAAACGAGUUUGAUGAUUAUGUGAAUUAAUAAUAAAGACGAUAUUUCAAGUAUUAUAAACAUUGUUGGAAUGAAACCAAAAAGAUGUCAUUUCCAGCUCCCUAAAUUUGGUUUAGUAAAAUGCGACCACCAGAUACUCGCCAAGUUGCGCCACCUAGAGCUGGGAAACAAUUCGAAGAUGAGCUCCAACUCCACUAUUUGGCACCGGGAGCCUUCACCGUAUUACCGCCAGAUAAUAGAGGAAGACCGGAUCCUCCGCCCGCACCUGAACAGUACAGAUAUGUGCCGAGUCAAAGACGGAACAAGAACCAAGCAUUCGCUAUCAUAGCAGAUUCUGAUUCAAGUAGGCCCGCGUCGAGAAGCUCAUCACCUUCCGGUCGAAUAAGUCCUUUUAAAGGACGAGGAUUCAAUCCAAUCGGGUCUAGACAUGCUUCACCAAUGCACUCUCCCCCUCCGCCACCAGAGGAUGUACGACUUAGUCCUCAAACGAUGUCUCCGAAACAUACCGUUUCCAAAAUUCCUCAGCUUAGAAGGAAAAAUAGUACAGCGGCUUUCGGCGAGAAAAUAUUUCAUCAGGAAAAUCCAUCAACAUCGAGGAUUACCAGGAGGUUAAGUCAGAGUAUGUCGAAUUUGGAUACAACAGAAACGCAACAACAACAACAACAACAACAACGUGGAAGACCACCGCCUAGUCCAAAUUCAAGGAAACAGGGUAAACAACCUGCAUUUCAGAGACUCUCACCAAUUGUAGGUAGUUCUCCAGAACCAAGCGUUGGAACCCCAUCUAGAAUACCACGAAGUAAAAGUACCCCUCCGAGUAGAAGAACGUCUCCACAAAGAGCACUGUAUAAACGUCCAAGCAAACCUCCUCCAUCGAAAACUUCUCUUCUGAGGAGCCAGUCAAAACCCAAACUGAAUACUGCCAGCAGGGAACCGAGCCCAACUAAAGACGUUGCCUCACCAACUAGAAACUCUUCAAAAAAAUAUAGAGACGUUCCAGCUAAAGUUAACUCUUUUAGUAAACCUAAACCAAAAGUGCUUCCUAAACCUCAAGUGCUAAGUGAACAGUCUGAAGAUUCCGAUGUUCCAAAAUAUAAAAAUAAAACUCCAUUAAAUAGAAAAGAGAGUGACACUAGAAUACGAACUGAUUCUCAUUCUAAUAUAUUGCCAAAAACAGGAAAUAUCGUUAAUAAUACUUACAGUAGUGAUAGUUCUACAAUUGAUACUUCUGGUAAUAAUAAUACAACUACAGAUGAUAACGUAACAAAUAAAACUGAUAAUAUUAGUGAUGUUAAUAAUAAAACUACGAACGGAGUUUCUUUAUCGGAUUCAGACAAUAACAUUGAUAAUAAUGAUAGUUCUAAUAAACCCCGACAUCUUCAAACACCAUUUUCAACAAAUCAAGUAAUUAUACCAUCAGCUACAACCGUUGUGUCUAAUACAACUACAACUGUUACCCAACCUUUGAAGAUUGAAACCAAUUUGAAUAAACUGCCUCAUUAUUACGAAGAAUCCAGAAACAUAUCACCGAUGGUAGAUGGAAGGGUUCUUAGUGCCACUAGCGUCACACACGCCAUUAACAAAAUGAACGAUACCGUAUUAGAUACCCAAACUUUGAUAAAAGAUAGUGGAUUUUCGAAAUUAUCACCAGCGGCUAGUGCUAUAAUAUCCAUGGCUAACGAAAAUAGAAUCAACAACCCCGCAUUGGAUACUAAACAUGCCACAAAUGCUCUACCGACAGUAGAACCUUCAUUGAAAACCGUAGAAAACUCUAAUCACACCAACCAUGUCAUGCACGUUAUGAGUUCGAGAGAACUGGAAGAAGAAGUACAACGACACAUGCAUAAAUUAUUAACUCCCGAACAUAAGUUAACGAAACCAGUUGAUGAUAAAACGAAAGAAGCUAGAACAGUAGUGGCCUCUGAUGUUAAACCCAUCCGGAUAACCGUUAGAGAGAAACCAUCAGAUAGUGAAGUAUUGAGUGGAAAUGUCAGAAUACCCGCGAUAAAUGGAAUUAGCGAACGACCAGGUUUGCCUCCGGGUCAAGCUACACCGCCAAAUGAACCUGAAAAGGAACCUCCUCCGAAAAAUGCGUGUUCCAGAUUCUUCACAAACUGCAGUUCUAAGAUGUGCGGUUGCUGUAAAAUAAAUUCUAAAUCAAAGACUGAUGCUAGUUGCUUCAAUUGCUUUAAGAGGAAACAAGCACCCGCUUCCAUUGUUGUUGAAGAUGAAACUCAGAAGAAACCUAAACUAAUUGAAAGAUUUAACUGUUUUAAGAAGCAAAAAGUUGGAGACGCUUCAUCGUGCUUUCCAGUUGGAAAGAGGAAAGAAAGUUGGGUGGAGAGAGCUGAUAGUCUAUCCCAUCCAGCAAGGAAUAAAUGUUCGAAACAAUGUUGCAAGAACUUCAUGGCCACAGUAUGUUGUAUGAAUUUGUGCAGAAAAAAUAAACCACUCGAAGUGCCCGAAAGAAAAGCUUCCAUAAUUAGUAAGAAAAAAAGUUUAACACCGACUACUGCUCCUCCUCCGGAGGAUGUUCGUCCAAACAUAGAUUUGAGUUUGGUUGAGCACUCUUCACAUAUGAAAGGGGCUAUCCCAAUUCUUCCAAUCUGCCUGGCUUGGUUCUGUUUAAUUCUCAAUUGUAUUGGUCCAGGAUCAGGAACUAUUAUCAGCGGAAUACUUAAUCUAUGUAUUGGAAUACCGAGGUUUUCCCAGAAAGACGGACCCAGGCCAAGAAUAGGAGCUUUUAUCAUCAAUCUGAUCAUAGGCGUCAGCCAGUGUUUCACAGUUCUAUUUUGUUUAGUGGGAUGGGGAUGGUCCAUUUGGUGGGGUAUAAUAAUGAUUAAAAUAGCAAGAAAACAUAAACGUUUCAAGCAACUACAAGCUGUAGAAGAAGCAGCUACAGUACCUGGAACAACUUCAAAUCCUCGACAACGGGACCUAACAAAACGUUGAGAAAAUCUGGAUAAAUUUGAACUUAAUAUAUAUGCUAGGAAAUACCGGUCAAAUAGUGUCAAGUCAAAAAAAAAUUAUCGAGUAAUAAGCGUUUGAAAUUAAUCCUUGACUUGACCCACAUAAUUACCGCAAUAGUAACUAUGUACAUGACAAAAUUUGAGAUUAGUUUUCUGGCACUAAUUGCACUCUUAUUUUUCGACUUAUUGACACUAAUUGAGCGGAGGUGCGAUGUGUAAUGAAAGUCAAAUAAAUGCAAUUAUACAGUUGAUUAAUAGUACCACACUGUGGAAACUUCUAAAUUACAGGUAUUACUGGGUUUUAUAUAUCAUCAAAAUGGAUUCAAGUGGAUAUGAAAUCAGAUAUUUGGUAGAGUGCGAAAUCCGAAGCUAUGAAUAUGAAGAUGUUAAAUUGAUUAUACUUAACAUUAACAUCACAUAUCCACUCAGUGAGGAAACAUUCAUGAAUACAUGAGAUAAAAAUUCGAAUACAAACUAGAAAUUACAGAAAAUGGUUAUAAGAAUUAUUUUGAACGGAUUUCACUGAUAAAUAUUAAUUAAGAAAAUUUCCAAUUGGUAAUUUUUAAAUAAAAAGAAACUGGAAAAUUGGACUCGAUGCCUCUAAAGGAGCCAACUUACAGCCUCCAAUAGACGUGGCAGAUAACACUGGUCUCAAUACACCUAAGCUACAUAUUUCUAGCUUUGAAUCUGAAAAUUUCGUGGAAAGUAUUCUAUUCGGUAUACUAUUAAUUGAUUCUGAAUAUCAUUCGAUUCUCUCAAUACAACAUAAGAUGUUCCAUAACCUAACAAUUUUGCAGCCUAGGGUAAAACUUGAGAUUAAAUUAAGGUUUAAAUUAUGGCUUAAACUUUAGUUUAAACCAAUAAUAAACAUUAUUGCUCUAUUUCACAACUCACAGUUAAGCAGACAUUUUUCUGUCAGUUUUCACUAGCGCCGAAAUAUAAUUAAAGUUUUUCCGAUAUUUGUUUUAAAUUUGUCUUGGUAAAAUUGAAUAAAGAACAAUUUGCAAUUUCUCUAACAAUGAAGUAGUACUUCGGGUUAACCUUAUAAAGAAA